Cyanistes caeruleus (blue tit) is the source of this 2207-nucleotide messenger RNA. NCBI's taxonomy places the organism in Eukaryota, Metazoa, Chordata, Aves, Passeriformes, Paridae. The record is from RefSeq and is a predicted model, not a curated record.
UCUGGAGCUGGGCUUUGUCCCCAGAGCUGCACAGGGCAGCACGAUCCCCACGGCAUCCCCACACAGCGGUCCUGCCCUCGGCUGAGCUCGGGACUGCCUGUGCGGAGCGAAGGAACCCCGACAGAAAUGUCUGUGGGACGGGAUAACCUGAAAGCACAGGCAGAAAAAUCGCCUGCAAUGUCUGUGCGCUGAAGGCUUUGCUUUGCUCGGCUGCAGGGGGACACUUAACCCUUUCUGCUGCGUGUCUCAGGGACAGGCAGGCUGCCGGGAGGGAGCAGCUCCUGCGGCCCUGGUGACAGCCGUGAUGUGACAGGGAAAGCUGAGCCAGGGCCGAGGUGACACUGCAGGCACCAGAGCACCCUGGCCCCGGUGCCCCUGGCUAUCAGCCCUCUCAUCUCCUCCCACACGGAUUGUACACGGCCUCUCUCCUCAGCUCUUCCCUUGACAAGCAAAUGAAGUCCGCGAAGUCGCUGUUUCUGUCGCAGGUCACGCUGUGGCACCACUUUAUCCUGCUGGAGCCCCAGACAUCAUCUGCAUUGACUAGAAACACCUCAGCGAUAAUGGAAUUCCUUAUUAUGUAUGGGAAGAACCCGUGUUGAAGAGUGACCUGGCCCUUCCCAGGGAGCUGUCGGGCUCAGGUGUGCCCAGGCAGGAGCCCUGGCUGCGGCUGGGAGAGGCAGUGCAGACCCCGCAGGGCUCCCUUCUGCGCUCCCCUGCUUGCGGCUGCUUGGUGCCUCUCCCGGCAGCUCUGCAGGUUAUGAAUGCCCACAGAUUUCUAGAGGGAAGACACAAAAGUGAGAUGGGCUCUUGGCACAUCAGGGACGUGAUUUGUCACCACCAGCAUCUGACAGGGGGAUUUCACCUCCAGAUGCUUUUCCUCCUGCUCAGAAACUCCAAGGUCUCUUUUGGCCAGGGCAGAGGCUGUGCUGGUGCAAGGUGCUGGUGGGAUGCCUCCACUGCUUUUAGUUCUUCUCAAAACUGAUGGGUUUAUCCUCAAAGAACCACAAACUACUGAUGCCUCUCCUCUCAUGUUUCUGGUCACAGCUCGCCUUGGCCAGAUCCAGCUCCUUGGAUGACUCCUCCAAGCCACAAAGGCACCUCGUUGCUAUAUUGAAAGAAGAUAAAGAGACGUUUGGGUUUGAAAUACAGACUAUUAGGUUUCCACACCAAAAUGAUUUCUCCCUGGAGGUGUGCACCUGUGUCUGCAGAAUCCAAGAGGAAAGCCCUGCCCAUCUCUCUGGCCUCCAGGCUGGUGACAUCCUCAGCAGCAUCAACGGCGUCAGCACCGAGGGCUUUGGUCACAAGCAAAUCGUGGACUUGAUAAAGUCUUCAGGAAACUAUCUGAGGUUAGAGACCAUCAACGGGGCCUUGUUCCUGAGGAAAAUGGAGCUGGAGAGCAGGCUGCAGGCUCUCAAGCAGGCGCUGCAGCAGCGGUGGGGAGAGCUGCGGGUGCUGCUGGCCCGGGAGAGGCUCCUGCUGCACGGGGAGGAGGCUGACACCGCUCUGCUGGGCGAGCUGGAGCCGGAGGAGCCCAGCAGCUCCCCGGGACCCUUCUUCCCAGGCAAGCCCCGCUUCUCCAGCGAGAGCAGCUCCCGCAGCCGCCUGAGCUCCAUGACGGUGGGCAGCCAGGACAGCUUCCAGCAGAUGUGCGAGGACCGCGGGGCCGGGAGCCUGAGCCGGCAGUCCAGCACGGAUGAGGACUGUGUGUUCCCCGGGGAUGCGCCCCGAGCCCCGAGCCCCCUGCGCAGGAACCGCAGCAUCAGCCUGGCCAGCGGCGGCUCCGCGUCCCCGCUCCGCCACAGCAGCUCCAGCAGCUUCGGGACCCUCCCGAGGAAGAGCAGGAGAGCCAGCGUUCGCAAGCAUCUUCUGAAAUUCAUCCCAGGCUUCCAGCGGGCAGUGGAAGAGGAGGAAAGCCGGGUGUGACGCCCCCCGUGUCCCCGGGCACGGCCCGGACCACAGCACUGAUGAGGCUCGCACGGCUCGGGGCUUUUAAUGAUUUUCAUUUUUAAUCAGAGCACGGCGCGGACCUCCUCAUUAACGUGAAAAUGAGCGACUCCAAAAUGUGAAGAACCUUUGCAGAACUUCCUCGGCGAACUUUACUGUUAAUAACAGUUUUUAAUUGAAUGCGAAAUUGAUAGCUAUUUAUUUCCUGUUACCGGAGCCAGUGUUUUCCAAAGGUCUUUAAUAAAAUGAGAGCUUCUGCUGAA